Molecule: messenger RNA, 7897 nt
Organism: Ectocarpus siliculosus
Lineage: Eukaryota; Phaeophyceae; Ectocarpales; Ectocarpaceae
Source: the annotation of a GenBank genome assembly
AUGUUUAAAAAGGCUCGCACGUCCGAGGACGCUCGGCGACAUAUUUGGGAGAUGUGCGACCCGUACCGAAGAGGAAAACUGACCCAGCAUGGCUGGAGGGUCGCGUACCACCUCGCCCGGUCCAUGAAAAGCCGAAAGCUGGAGCUGCCAGAGGCUCUGCCUCUCUGCCUCUACCCCCCAGGCUUCGUUCCCGGCGCUUCCACACCGGCGGAGAAAGGAAAUGACGCCGUAGAUGCUCCCGAGGGCGGGAACCGCAGUCAAGCCAACAGAGAGGCAAAUCGGAAGGGCGACAGGGGUUCUGUGGGCAACGGCGGUCCGGCAGGGGCGAAUGAGGACCGUGGGGCUAGUGUUGGGGGCGGGGAAGGCGAAGCUGGAGGAGCCAAAGGAAACGUCAGGGGGAAGACGCAGGAGAAAAAUAACGGAAAGGAGGGCGGCGGGAUGUUCUCGAGAAAGAAACCAGCUUCGGCAAACUCAAGCACGAAGGGGAAGGAAGGCGGGAAGGAGAUGGAGGCGAUGGAGUUGCAAGAAAAAGUCAAAACGGAAUCGGUUGGAGAGAAGGAAACGGCCGAGGUGGUGCUUGGUCCUUCUGAAGACAUGGACAACGACAAGAACAAGAGGAAGACGAAGAAGAAGAAGACGAAGGCGACGAAGGAGAAAAAGGAGGUGGACACCAAUGGUUCAGACAAGUAUCACAUGAGCGAUGCGCAGAAAACCGGGUACACGAACGUAUUCGACAAGCUCACGAAGGGAAAACCAGAGAAGAAAAUCGGCGGUAAACAGGCCGCAACGAUGCUGGCAAAGUCCGGGCUGAGCAAGACGGAUCUCGGCCACCUUUGGGCCAUGGCCGACGCCGAUCGGGACGGCAAGCUCUCCCGACACGAGUUUGCCGUGGCCAUGCACCUCGCGGCCCGCGCCGUUGGAACUCCGGCCCUGGCCUUGCCCAGCGUUCUACCCCCGUGUCUCGCCGCGGCUUCUGCCACAGAAAACGAGGGGAAUAGAGAAGGCGACGGCCGCGUGGCGGCGGCAGAGGAGGCGGGAAGUGUCGUGUUGGUUGACGACACGAGUUCGGUCGUGUCGUCCCUGGGGUAUCCGGAAGGUCUCUCGGACGUGGACUCUGAAACGGGGGGGGAUGCGGCUUCGGGCACUCGCGAUAAUGCUCCCGAGAAGGCCACCGGCGAGGAGGAGAAAGGCCGCCAAGAGUCGAAGAAGGGGGUGGCAUCGAGCGAUCCCGUGCCAGCAAGAACCGACGAGAUGCCGGAAAAGAUGACAGGCAUGACCAAGAAGGCACUAGAUGAAGAUCAUGCGCGUGGGCAGAAGGACAAGAAGGAGGCAGUGGCAGGUGAUGGAGAAGGAGAAGGGAGCGCGAAAACGAGAUCAUCCAGCGAGGAGAAGGAAAAAGAGGGGGGGUCGGAGUAUCGCAUGAGUGAUCAGGACGCCGCUCGGUAUGACAAGGCCUUCAACAAGCUGGUCAAGGGCAAAGGGGUCACCCUGGGCGGAAAAGAGGCUGCGGUGGUUCUCGCCAAGUCCGGGCUGGGGAAGAGGGAUCUCGGCCGCCUGUGGGCCAUGUCCGAUGUCGAUCGGGACGGUGCUCUCUCCAGAAUGGAAUUCUCGAUCGCAAUGCACCUUGUCUCCUGCUCCGCGAAGAAAGGUCUCCCGGUGCCGAGAGCCCUGCCGGAGAGCCUCGGUGCUCUCCUCCCGCAGCCGGAAGUGCAAAGCGAAGAAAUAGGAAAUGGGGUGGCCACUUCGGCGGAGGAGACGACCACCACCACAGGCAGCACAAACACCAGGGAGAAGCUUGAAACCCCGUCAGCCAGUUCUGACAGCGGAGGAACCAAAGGACGGAGGAACAAACGUGGUGCCGUUGCUGGGAAGAAAAUGGCUGAAGCGGUCGAGGACAAUCAAGGACGGUAUACCGGCUAUGACAACAAGAAAGCCGGGACCAUAGCAAGAACGAAGAAGGAGGGGGGGAAAGGGGAGAAAGGGAACAAGAAUGGGUCAAGAAGCGCGGCAGCGACGACCGAGAAAGAGGCCGGAUCGUCAAAGAAACGAGGCUGUGGGAUGGUGUCUUCUGCCGCUGUCGCAACAACAGCAGGGGAAAGCGAGACUUCCGCCGCUGCUGAAGAUGGCAUCACGGGCGAGACAACAAACCAUGCUUCACCAGCAGAAGCCAGUGGCGGAAAGAACAAGAAGAGGAGCAAGAAGGCCACACCUGGAGACCAAGACCAAGAACACCAUAAGGACGACAAACACGACACUACCACCGCCGCCGCCGCCGCCGCCGCCGCGAAACGGAGGCCUGCAUCGAGGGAUAAAACUUUGGUGAUGGAAGAAGCUGGACGAUUAAAACCAUUGGAGAAACCCCAAGCGCCGAAGAAAAACAAAAAGGGAAAGUCAAGCAGCCCAGCAAGAAUAGCAGACAAAGUGGGUAGCGCCGGAGAAGCGGAGGAAAGUGUUUCUCCCGAGCCGGACCAACAGAGUGGGUCAGACAACGACCAUGCGAAAACUCUCGCGCUCGUCUCGGUGCCCGAGGAAAGGCGUGAGGGACGGCUGACAGCGGCCAAGGGUGGCAAGUAUGUCGCCGAGGUUGCGGCAGGAAGUGUAGAAGGGGACGCUGAUCGUGCAGAGACGGAGACGGAGGGAGAGGACGCCAAGACACCGACAAAGGAAAAUAUGCCGCUCUCCAGAGAGGAGAGGGACCAGCUUUACGGCAUGUCCACAUCGGAGAGGGCCGGAUACGACGUAAUCUUCAUGCAGAUCGACGCGGACCACAAUGGGACAAUCGACGGCCGUGAGGCGGCCAAUCUGCUCUGCAAGAGCGGCUUGACGCGCGCGCAGCUUUCGAAAAUAUGGGGCCUGGCGGACGCGAACGACAACGGGGAGCUGGACCACGACGAGUGGGCCGUGGCCUUGCACCUCUGCAGGUGUGUCGCUCACAAGCACCUUCCCUUGCCGGAGACCCUCCCUCGAAGUCUGGGAGGGCUAGGUUUAGCGGGAGGCCCCGACGACGAUGAAGAACAGCCUGACGGCGGCAGAGACCAAGGCCCGAAAGGCUCCAAGGCCAUACGGGAAGCGGAGCAGGCGAGAGAAAAGGAGAAAAAAGCGAUGGCGGGGCGAGCGGUCAAGCUGAGGGAGCAGACGCAGGCGUUCCGGCUUGGGAAGGUCACGGCCGCGGCGUUCUACAUCACACUUGCGGGGGCGUUUGGCGCGAAGCGGCACACAAUGAUCCCCAAGGUUGCUCGCAGUCUUCCCCUCGACAGGGCACGAGCGCUGGUUGUGGCCGCCGGUCUCGGGGAAGAGGUUUUGGAGGACAACGAAGUGGCGGAAGCCAAGCUCGCAGCGUUGCGUCGGCGGCGGGUCGAUGAAGCCAACCUGCACGUAAAGGCGACGACCAGCAACGCUACCGCAAGAGACGUUAGCCUACUGGCCUGUCGCUUGGCAAACCGCCUGUCCGCCACGCUGGACGACGAGAACGGCGGUGCAAGGGGAGCGGAAGGGGUAGGCGGCGACACCUUAGGGGCGCAGACAAGCGUAGCGGCGGACAUGGCUUCCGCCGGCGGGGUGGACGCCGCAGCGUUAAUUUUUCGAAUGUUCGGGGCUUUGGACUUAGAGCUCAUGGUGGAGGCCCUCCAGUUCUCCCUGAUACUGGCGCGAGCCUGCAGUGCCGUGCCAAUAGAUGAAGAGCCUGCAUCCGAAACGUCCUCCCUGGCGUCAUCAUCUCACUCGCUCGUGGAGGAUAGGGUGGUCGAGACCGCCCCUGAACCUUCGCCGUUGCUCCCGCUGCUGCGGCCCCUGUACGCGCCAUCGGUGUGCAAGAGGGUCGCCGAGGUAGCGAAGCAGUUCUCACACAGCAGGAAGACUCAACGCCUUGUUUGUCUGCUCGUGGGUGAACUAGGCUCCACGUGUGGCGCUCCUGCGCGCCGGUGUUUCGCCGACUGCUGCGAGCCGAUUGUCGUGGCGUCGGCGGGGGGGCUCGACGAGCACGCCGCCAGCGACAGCGACGGGAGUAGCGUGCUCGGUGGCACAGGCGGCGGCGGAAAAAACGGGUUAUCGACCUCAAUCGUAGCGUCGUCAUUGCCGGGACAAGGAGUACGAGACGUGGCGUGCCAAGCGCUCAGCGUUCUCGCCCAGGAGUCAGGCCUCAGCCGCCGCUUGGUGGCGGCGGGUGCUGGAAAGGCCUCGGCCGUCGCCUUGGCCGCCGCCCCACGCGAGCACUCGGUGCAACUCUACGGGCUGGAGACGAUCGCGCUCUUGGCCGAGAGCAGCUGCAGUCCCGGCAUGUGGGAGAGCACUACCAUCGACGCACCUUGCAGGCUAGCGGUACAGAGCGUGCAGACUUUCAUCAGGGACGCCAACAUUCACCGGGCGGCCAGCCGGGCAAUUUUGGCUCUCCUCGUCGGCGAUGCUGCCGGCGACGCUUCCCGGAGCAUUGCCGCCGCAGGAGGAGCGACCGCGCUCGCUCGGGUUCUGGCGACGUCCCCGAACGUCAGGGAAGUCCAGCUCCCGGCCGUGCUCGCCAUCAACGAACUCCUUGAAAGGUGCCGCAGCAGCUGUGCAGAGAGCGUACCAACCCCGGUUUCCGAGCCCGGUGAAGAGGAUGACUCAGUCUCGGCGGCGGCUGCAGAGCCGGGAAAGGUGGAACGCGAGCUAAUAGCGGCGGCUGGGUGCGAAUUGCUCUGCAAGAGCGCCAAGGCUUUCCCGAGAGACCGAGACUUGCGCCUAGGGUGUUUGAGGGCCAUGGGAGCGUUAUGCAGAGGAGCACGGCAAGCGGCCGUCGGUCGGCUCAUCGCGGCCGGGGUCUGCGAGCAGCUUAUGAAAAUUUUGGGCGCUUAUCCGGACGACAUCGAGGUGCGGCGGGCGGGCCUCGCCUUGCUCGUGGGCGUCUCGGAACACGGUGAGGGGACAACGGAGGCGAGCGACGACGAGACAGAGGAAAACGACGACCAAGACAACCAGAUCACGACGGGUGCUUUGGCGAGUCGUCUCGGCUUCGUCGGGGCCGUCGAUUUCGCCGGGGUGUGGCUGCGGCAAGUGACCGCCCCGACAUGGGCCUGGGUCGCCGGCCACGGUGGCGGGGGCGGCGAAGAGGACGAGCUUGCUCGCGCGUGGGAUCUGUUGAUGUCGUGCAAAGCAGCCUUUCUCUUGACCCGGCACAGCUCCACCAAUCGAGAUCGACUUACCUCGAUGGGUGCGAUGGAGGCGCUGAGCAGAGCGGUCGCGCUGUCAGGGCGCAAGAACAAUCUCAAGGCGCUCGGGAGGAACGGGGGAGCCCAAGCCGUGACGGGUGCUUUUGAAGCUUGCCCUGGAGACAAAGACGUGGCCUUGGCCGGUCUCCUGGCUGUUGCGAAGCUUUCAAUGAGCUCGGAGAACCGUCGGCUGCUAGGGCAAGCAGGGGUCUGUCCCAUGAUUUCCAAGGAGCUCCUCGACUUCUCCCACGACGAGGCCGUCGCGGAAGAAGGGUGCCGAGCCGUCACCAGACUCGCCGCGCUCUCCGGCUUCAAUCGAACGGCAUUGGGACACGCCCGCGCAGCCGAGGCGACGGCAACAGCCCUGCUCAAACAUCCCUCGAAGCCGAGGGUCCAGCGGUGGGGCCUAAGCGCCGCUGCCGCCCUGGUGGCGGAGACGGACCCUUCGGGCAACACGGACAGGAUCACGAGCGCGGGGAUCCUAGGACUCGCCGUCAAGGCCCUCAUGAAGUUCCGACACAACCCAACGGUCCAGGCCGAAGGGUUGAAGACGUUCGCCAAGGUGGCCACCUCAGGGAAGGACGGCAACGACGCCGUGUGGGCGGCCGGGGUGGUUCUCACCGUUGUGAGAGCGCUCGGGCUGUAUCUGAACGACGCGAACGUCCAGCACUGGGGGGUGGCAACCAUGCGCGCCCUCACGGGGAGCGACGACCGGUGCGAUGUUUGGCGGGGAGCCGGGGCGCCAGAAGCCGUCGUGCGGACGCUGGUCGCGUUCGGCCGGGAUGGGACCGGCCGCCACGCUAGGCACGACGAAGAAGGGCUGGGCAGGGCUAGCGAGACGAGGCCCUGCACGGCCGAGGAGUCGCUGUGUGUGCAGUUCCAGGCCUGCGCCACUGCUUUCAACUUGGCCAUGUCAUCGCCAGACGCCAGAAGGCGGAUCGUCCGGGAGGGCGCGGGCGAAGCCCUCGCGGGCAUGAUGAAGAGUAACUCUUCGAACCAGGCUGCUCUGCGGGGGGCGCUGGCGACCCUUGCCGCUCUUUCCGCGUCUGGGGUAGAGAACCGCAAGCGUCUGCACAGAUACAAAGGUGGCGUCCCAAAGGCAGUAGCCUCGGCGCUGGAGUCGUUCCCCGAAGAUCGGCGGGUGCGAUGUGAGGGAGCCCUCACCGUCCAGAACCUAAGCCUAACACUGGGAGGAGCGAGAGCGAUGACGAAGGCUGGCGUCGCGCCGGUGAUCAUCCGACUGCUACGAACGACGUUGGAAGAGUCGUCUUUCCCGACGACCAGCGAGAGAGAGGUUAUUGUGUACCUCUUGAACGGCCUGGCCAACAUGGCGGCCGCCGACAAGAGCCUCAGUGAUUUCAUCGGGCGGCACGGAGCCUGCGAAGCGGUUGUUUUCGCCCUGGAGCACCACCCCAGAGACCUCCAGAUGCAGGCUAGCGGGGUCAAGGCCGUGCGAGCCCUCGCCCUCGGCGGCUGCCGAAACGUCCAAGAUUUGGCCCGCUUGCGAGGCCCCUCGGCGAUAGCUCGAGCCCAGGGACUUUUCUUGCGCGACCGUGAAAUACAGCUCGCUGUGGGGGCAGCUAUGGAAGCGUUGUGUCGGGGAGGCAACCGGGCCAACCGGGAGGCUCUUGUCGGCGCCGGGACCAUCGUCCUGCUAGAAAGUGCCCUAUCCCAGUUCGCCAGCGACGCGGAAGUUGUAUCUCAGAGCUUCCGCGCUCUCGUUGAGAUUGUUCUGGCCGGCUCCGGGCCAAAGGCAGUGAUGGGUGCAGAGGGCGAGGACAAUCAACGGUGUUCCAGAAGCGUUGCCGGCGUCGAGGAGGAACCGCCAGUGAAACGGUCGUUUUCUCUACCCCAGCUUACACUAACCGAGGGUAAAGCAGCAAUCAAGGGUCCUCUACAACCGGGCGAAGAUGCAGGUGGUACCGUUGGUGGCGUGGCUGUGGGUGAGGUAUCUUGUGCCGUGGGGAUGGUACUCGCCGUCCUCGAGAGGAACCCCUGCCGUGAGGUGUGCCUUGAGGCGUUCUCUGCCCUUGGCCGCUUGCUCGUUAACCUCGGGGCGACGGACUCGGAGAGUGUGAGUGUCGGAUCGAACGACGUCCGCGACCAAACCUACCAGAACAGAGUUGCCACUACAGAUGAUACCUCAGCUUGUCACAAGGUUCCUCACAAUGGAAUGAAGGGAGGAGUGAACGCUGCGGGAGGGUUGCUUCAGUUGGCGAAGGUUCGACAUGCAGUGAAGCGGGCGCUCAAGAUUAACCGUUGUGACGAUGUUGAUCUAGCGUUAAGAGGUGGUCAAAUUAUCACGUUGACUACCGUUGCGAGAGGUCGGGCCCUUGCACAAUAGAUGAGGUAGAGCAUGUAGCAGCAAUAGAAUUUAUUAACCACUGGGUGUCCCGGAACCAUAUCAGAACCAAAUAUCCCGCCUUUGAGAAUAUGGGUCAGCUUGGGGGGGAGAAGUAUUGCUGGAAAUCCCUGGAGUUUCACCACCAGCGAGACAAAAGAUUGUGGUUCUGCGUUUAAGGCUUGUAAACCACCCCAAUUUUCGGCCGGAAUGAUGCCGGAUUGUUCACUCGGAAUUUUGAUAGGAUGCUUUGAGUUCGUCAUCAGGGCUGUUAUUCCAAUCGUUCGCGUACCACUAUCUGGGUGUUAUCAUCAUGCGUUUGGCGUGCUCAUUUGAACUCUUGGGCAAUUGCAAUCGAGGCGCCUCGAAUCAC